Cavenderia fasciculata is the source of this 1941-nucleotide messenger RNA. It is a transcript of the gene shkE, whose product is annotated as SH2 domain-containing protein. The coding region runs from base 1 to 1941 and encodes 646 amino acids. NCBI's taxonomy places the organism in Eukaryota, Evosea, Eumycetozoa, Acytosteliales, Cavenderiaceae. The transcript has 4 exons. Gene Ontology annotation, biological process: protein phosphorylation. Gene Ontology annotation, molecular function: ATP binding; calcium ion binding; protein kinase activity. The record is from RefSeq and is a predicted model, not a curated record.
AUGGAUAAGGAGUUAGAUAUCAAUCUAAUUAAAAGAUUUAUAGAUGUUGAAGUACCAACCAACAGCGAUCGUGUAUUGAGUUACUAUAAGCAACUCAAGAACAUUCUCACCGUGUUGAGCAACAAGCAGAUUGGUGGCACCACAGAGAACCAUCAACAGAUUGUUGAAACGAUCGAGAGCAAGAUGAAGCACAUUGAAACAAAGUUUGGUCAACAAAUAGACUUGCAUCAAAAUCAAGGCCAACAACAACAACAACAACAAGCAUUGUACAACUAUGGUGGCGAUGAUCACCAUAAUAAUAAUCAACAAGAACCAGUUGUUGUAGUUGAUGUCAAUAAGCAACAACAACAACAACAACAACAACAACAAUCAACAACAAUAGUACAACAAACACCAGUAAUAUUCAAUACUUUACAAACGGGAGCAGCUGAUCCAUUGGCAGCUGCCAAAAGAAGACAUCAUUCCUCAUCAUCUUCAUCACAUCAUAAUCGUCUUGGACCACCAGAGAUCCCACCCGAAGAGAUUGUAUUUGACCCCAAGGUAGACCAUCUCGGUGGUGGUGCCUAUGGCAAGGUGUAUCGUGCCACGUGUCGUGGUAAAAGGGUUGCUGUGAAGGUGCCAAAGAAACAGGUUCUAAGUGAUUCUGAGAAGAAAGCAUUCCUCGUAGAAGUCGAAAUCAUGAAACAGAUAUUCCACCCUAAUGUUGUUCUCUUUCUGGGUGCUUGUACCAAACCUGGAAAGAUUAUGAUUGUCAGCGAACUAAUGCAAUCCGAUCUCGAAAAAUUAAUCCAUUCUCCCGAUUCUGAACCUCCUUCCCUUUAUCAACGUAUGAAAAUGGCUAGUGAUGCUGCAAUGGGAAUGAAUUGGCUUCAUGGCAUUUGUAAUAUACUUCAUAGAGAUUUAAAAUUGGCAAAUUUAAUGAUUGGUAAAGACAAUACGGUCAAGAUUACAGAUUUUGGUUUCUCACAAGUCAUCAAGACUGGCACUAAUUUGGUUGAUCAACGUGGUCCAAAGGGUACAGCACUCUACAUGGCACCAGAGGUUAUGAUGAAACAAGAGUUUAAUGAAAAGGCCGAUGUUUAUAGUUUUGGUUUGAUUCUUCAUGAAUUGGCAACAUGCGAGGAAUUAUUCCCAGAGUAUUCUGAAAUUGAACCUUUCUCUGAUGCAAUUUGUAAUAAAAGAAUAAGACCACCAAUUCCAUCAAACAUUCCACGAUCAUUAUCGGUAUUGAUGCAAAGAUGUUGGGAUCAUGAUCCAUCGGUCAGACCACCAUUCUCAGAGGUUGUAGAAAAAAUGAACGAAGUGUUGAUCGACAUUGGCAUUGGUGAUGCAACAGCUGCCGACUUUUGGAAAUCAAACUUUUCAUCGACCCCAGAAGAAGUAAAAUGGUCGGAAUUUGCAUUUAAACUAUCUCAAACUACCAAUAUUGAUAUUACCCAAAUUAAACCUUUGGCUAGAUUAUUUUUAUCAAACGAUGAUGAAGAUAAUGGAUUAGUUAAAAUUGAAAGAUUUGAUUUAAUGAAUAAAUGGUUUGGACCAUUUUAUUCAAGACAAACUGGUGGAUUGAUAGUAAACGAGAUGAACGAAUUGACUAGAAGAAAAUGGUUCCAUGGAGAUAUUAGUAGAGAUGUCUCUGAAAGACGUUUACGCGGAAGACCAGAAAAUACAUUUUUAAUUAGAUUGAGUUUGAAUGACCCUCUCAAGACCCCAUUGACCAUUUCAAAGAUCAAGGCAUCCAAACCAACUCACAAAAGAGUGUCGAGAGAAGAAGUGCCACAAUCAUCAGAUUUCCCAAUGGGACUAAAAUUCCUAGUACCAGUCGAUGGAAACGAUUUGGUAUUUAAUAGUAUCACAUCAAUGGUCGAUCAUUUGAAAAAUAUUGGUAAUCUUGGUCCAGAAGGUCCCCAAUCUGAAAUUAAAGUACCAUAUAUUAAUGAUUAA